AGCCGAAGCCUUCCAUACUUCUGACCUGCGGGCGCAAUGCUCUUCUCUCUCUUUAAUGUCUAAUCUGUCCACCCGGACUCGCUCUCGUCACCAUGGUGGAAAAGAAGGCCAUCUGGGCUAAAACCAAGACCGGCGGCAAGGCCGGAUUCGACAAGUUAUGGGGAUGGGCCGACAAGCUGGGUGCGCCUGUCAACAGGCUUUCCAACAAGCUUGGUUCUGAGGCGUUUUGGCCCACAACACUUGACAAAGAGUGCGAUAAAGCUGCACGCAUUCUCAGGUCAUUCUGCAAGGAUGGGUUCUACCAGGAGGAGGAAGUCCAGCCCGUUGAUGGCCCAAAGAAAAAGCAGAAAGUGCUUAAACGGAUACCACCGGAAGUUAUCAAAAAUGCCAAAGGUCUCGCAAUCUUCACGACCAUGCGCACUGGGCUUUGGGUUUCGGGUGCCGGCGGCAGUGGCAUACUCGUGGGACGAAAGGAAGACGGCGAGUGGUCUCCACCGUCAGGCAUCCUUCUGCACACAGCCGGGCUGGGAUUCUUGGUAGGCGUUGAUAUAUACGACUGUGUGGUCGUAAUAAACAGCCAGAAAGCCCUGGACGCCUUUUCAAAGGUCCGAUGUACGCUUGGUGGAGAGAUAAGUGCGGUCGCGGGCCCUGUAGGAAUAGGCGGAGUCCUGGAGUCGGAAGUUCACAAGAGACAAUCACCUAUAUUCACAUACCUAAAGUCACGAGGAUUCUACGCUGGAGUGCAGAUCGACGGUACCAUCGUCAUCGAGCGGACAGACGAGAACGAAGCCUUCUACCAUGACAAGAUCGGUGUCGCUGAUAUUCUCGCCGGCAAGGUCCGAAAUCCACCCUACGAAAUCAAGACUUUGAUGGAAACCAUCAAGGCCGCGCAAGGAGAUCGCGACGUCGACCAGAACUUGUUGACCGAUGAACCACCACCUGGGGACUACGAGGUUGAAGAAGAUGGAGUCACAUUUGGCAUACCAGACAAGGAGGAUCCGGAUCCAUUCGGCGUCCUUGCAUUGGAGGAAGCAGGCUUCGAGAUCAGAGAAGCCGGCACCAAAAAGCGCCCCACCAGCGAACAGUUCGAGUUCAAUCCCAGCCCUUCCAGCCCUGUAUACAACGCAUUUAGAAAAAGUACCGAUCGCCAUAGCUUUGAUAGUAGAUCCAUUAGUCGAAGAACGAGUUGGAGAACUAGCACAAUGAGCACCACCGUGGAUCGAGGCGUUCAGACGAUGGAUAUGUCUACUCAAACAGAGAUGGAUCCCCCUUCGCUUCCUCAACGGACGAAGUCUGUGAAUACUGGAAACAACAGUCCACGAAUGACUGAAAUUCCGGAAAACAAAAGUACCGACGAUGCGACAAAGACGGCGGAAACGCCCAGUCUUGCAGCAGUCACGGCUGCUGAGACAUCCGAGGACACACAUACUGAGAAGACUGUCGAAAAGUCUACCGUAGAGUCCACUGAAAAUGCCCUCAAAAAGCACACCGAUGGUCACGAGUCUCCUGACGAGGGGGAUGACUUUGACAACCUAGAAGAGCCUGUCAUCCACCAGAUCCAUCAUGCUUCAACGCCUCAGGUUAUCACCCGCGCUCGGGUUGUCCAGGUGGUAAAGCCAAUCCCACCCAAGCUCCCUCCACGAAACCCUGUUCGCGAUCGCAAAUCGGCCCUCAGCAUCAACCCAGGUUCUCCGAAUGAACACUCUACCAACGACCAAGCCACGGGUACUUCAUCUUUCUCUUCUUCUGGACGACCAUCGCCAUCUUCUCUGCACGAUCGAUCUUCAGUCCGCUCCCAAGACUCUAUCUCAUCCGCAGAUGAUGGCCUCGAAGCUGUGGCUGAAAGAUUCAAACCUCACGACGAACCAUCCAUUGAAAAAGGUGUGACCCCGGGCGAAGAGAAAAAGGACAAUUUCCAUUCCCUGCCAGAAUCUCCGGCUGCUAAUCAUGUUCCGGGAGGUUUUAACUGAUUAUAUCGGAUACUCGGCUACCGUGUUCAUUGUUAUUUUUACCACAUAUGUACGAUUCACUAUUUGUCUUUCUGGAGGAUUUAUCGUGAUUGGUUUACGAAGCAAGGCGUUUUGCACUGCUUUGAAUACCAUUUCAUGAUUAUGAUGUUAUUGUUGCAUAAAACGAAGGAAUGUCUAGGAGAGGAUGCGGUUCUAUUGAAAAUAGACAUAUGUUAUCAACAACGGUCUCAAGAGUCACACUUCCCAUCUCAAAAUCGAUAUUGUUUGCAAUUAACUACUCCUAUUUGAUCUUUAGCCGCUCAUCAAAGACGAGAUUUGAUCUGAGAGGGAUUUAGUUGGAUUCAGAUUUGGUAGUGGUAUUGCAAGUAAAGUAUUUUUAGUUGCAGUGAAUGUAGAGGGAAUUGAUCAAAGAAGUUUG
Mytilinidion resinicola is the source of this 2388-nucleotide messenger RNA. RefSeq names its product DUF500-domain-containing protein. Gene Ontology annotation, molecular function: phosphatidylinositol binding. The transcript has 6 exons. Lineage: Eukaryota; Fungi; Ascomycota; Dothideomycetes; Mytilinidiales; Mytilinidiaceae. The record is from RefSeq and is a predicted model, not a curated record. Bases 93 to 1970 code for a protein of 625 amino acids.